Gambusia affinis (western mosquitofish) is the source of this 2844-nucleotide messenger RNA. RefSeq names its product DEAD (Asp-Glu-Ala-Asp) box helicase 24 (gene ddx24). Gene Ontology annotation, cellular component: nucleolus. Bases 237 to 2723 code for a protein of 828 amino acids. The record is from RefSeq and is a predicted model, not a curated record. Gene Ontology annotation, molecular function: RNA helicase activity; nucleic acid binding; ATP binding. NCBI's taxonomy places the organism in Eukaryota, Metazoa, Chordata, Actinopteri, Cyprinodontiformes, Poeciliidae. The transcript is spliced from 8 exons.
ACCACGUGACGAUACUGUCAUGGCUGCGCCCUCGUGUCAUGCGUUGUGUGACCAGACUGAAGCCGCUUCAAUUUAGGUAAAUUGUUGUUAUUGAUCGUCUUCAGACGGAUAUUUAGUCUAACAACUUAACUGUUAAAUAAAUUUGACUAGUUUUAAAGCGCUUAGCACGCAUGCGCAGUCAAAUACUCGGUCUUUAGUUCAGCACGUUGGCGAAACUUGUUACAGUUUGAAGAAAAAUGAAGCCGAAGAAGGGGAAAACGGGGAGGAAGCCGAGCUCCUCGGUCAAAUUAAGCUUUGAUAUUAAGGGCAAAUGGAAACCAGUGGAGCUAGAUCCUCAUUUGUUCGCAGAGGAAGGCAUGAAGGACCUGGUGUGCUUCGAAGAGCUGACCUCCUACCGUCUGGUAGACAACGAGAAGGCAGUAAAACAGCUGAGAAAGGAAAAGAAACGAGCAAAGAAGAGAGAAGCCGAGCAGGCUGGAGAUGAACCUGUCAAAAAGAAGAAGAAGAAACGUCAGAAAGUUGCUAAAAAUGAUCCAGAGAUGGCUGGUUGUGGUACUAAUGAGGAGGUGAAGCAAGAAGGAGAAUCUUCCAGUCAGGAGGAUGGAGAGAGUCAGAAAAAAACAGCUGCUGUCUCUGAACACGUUCAAUCCAGCAACACAGAAAAGAAGAAGAAAAAGAAGCAGAAGAAAUCAAGACAGCAAACUGAACAGACUGCAGUCACAGAGAACCAAGAAACCACCAAACCUCCAGAAGAAGAAAAACCCCGUCUGGAUCAGAGAAAACCUCCCAAAAAGCAGCCAAAGAACUGGACCAACGCGGCGCUUUCUGGUUCCGAGGAGAAAAACUCUGAUGUGAGUGCUUGGAAGGAUCUGUUUGUCCCCUCUGCAGUGUUGAAGGCUUUAAGCAGCCUGGGAUUCACGUCACCCACUCCCAUUCAAGCCCUGGCUCUGCCUCCAGCUAUCCGAGACCGCAUGGACAUCCUGGGGGCGGCUGAGACCGGAAGUGGUAAGACGUUGGCUUUCGGUAUUCCCAUGAUCCACACCAUCCUGGAGUGGAAGGACGGUUCGGAAAUAACGUCCAAACCGGGAGACACAGAUGAGCCCAAAACGGGAGAGCAGCAGGAGGACGGCAUGGAGGCUUCAGGGGGAGAUGAGGACAUCGAAGUGGAUCAAACUCUUGGUUCUGAUGAAGACGAACAGGAAUCUGAGGGUGAAGAUCAGGACGAACAGCUUGGGUGUGUUCGAGUGAUUGACGAUGCAGAGUUUGACUUCAAGGAAAAUGUUCCUGAGGGGCGGAACCGGCCUCUCCUCGGACUGGUUCUUACUCCGACCAGGGAGCUGGCGGUCCAGGUCAAACACCACAUCGAUGCUGUCGCAAAAUACACGGACAUCCAAACGGCCAUAGUGGUGGGUGGCAUGGCGCAGCAGAAACAACGGCGGAUGUUGAAGCGCAGACCGGAGAUCAUCAUCGCCACUCCGGGACGUUUGUGGGACUUGAUCAAUGAAGGGCAUCCUCAUCUGCUCAAUCUCAGACAGCUGAAGUGUUUGGUCAUCGACGAAGCUGACCGCAUGGUAGAGAGAGGUCACUUCGCAGAGCUGGAGAACCUCCUGGAGAUGCUCAACACCACACACUUCAACCCCACCAGACAGACAUUUGUGUUCUCCGCCACUCUGAUGAUGGUUCACGGCUUGCCCAGCCGUGUCCUGCAGAAGAAGAAGAGGCAGCUGGACAACCGGAGCAAACUGGAAAUCCUGAUGGAGAAGGUGGGGAUUAAGUCCAAACCGAAAGUCCUCGACCUCACCAGGAAGGAGGCGACCGUGGAGACCCUGACUGAAACGCAAAUCCAUUGUCAGAAGGAUGAGAAGGACUUCUACCUGUACUACUUCCUGCUUCAGUAUCCCGGUCGCACCAUGGUGUUCGCUAAUAGCAUCGACUGCAUCAAGAGGCUCAGUGCUCUUCUGGUCAUUUUGGACUGCAACCCUCUCCCUCUGCAUGCCAACAUGCACCAGAAACAUCGCCUCAAAAACCUGGAGCGCUUUGCUGAAAAACAGAAUUGUGUCCUUCUUACGACUGACGUGGCGGCGCGAGGCCUCGACAUCCCCAAUGUUCAGCAUGUUAUUCACUACCAGGUUCCUCGAACAUCAGAGACGUAUGUCCAUCGGAGCGGCCGCACAGCAAGAGCCACCAAGGAGGGGCUCAGCUUGCUGCUCAUCGGUCCAGACGAUGUGAUGAACUUCAGAAAGAUUUCCAAAACUCUGGGAAAGGACGAGGAGCUACCCACGUUCCCCGUGGAAAACAAAUGCAUGAAGGCCAUCAAGGAGCGCGUGAACCUCGCCAGGAAGAUCGAAAAGAUCGAAUACUACAACAACAGAGAGAAGCAGCAUGACUCGUGGUUCAAGCAGGCAGCAGAGGCCCUGGAGGUCGACCUCGACGAUGACCUCCUGAUCGGUGGCGCUAGAGACCAGGAAACAGACAUGGAGCAAAAGAAGAUGGUAAAGCAGAUGAAGAAGAAUUUAAAACAUCUGAUUUCUCAGCCAAUUUUUAAGAACUUGGUAAAAACAAAGUACCCGACUAAAAUGGGGAAACUGGCCCUGGCGAACAUGCCUGUUGCAGGGAUGGAAAGCGCCCUGACCAGAAUUUCAGGACAGAAGAAACUGAAAAGAUAUUUCCCACAACAGCAGAAAGAACAAAAGCAAAGAAAAAGGAUGAAGAUGCAGAAAUAAUGUGGUUAAAUAAAAAGUUUCUGUACUAAAGAGAGCUUAAUUCUACCUUUAAUAAUUCUUACUGUUUGUGUAGCUUUGUGGAUGGGCCGCUAUAUUUUAUAAAGUUCUGUUUUCAUAAUGA